ACCAGCUCAAUCACCGCAACGAGUCACCGUGGUCGUCGCCACUGGCUGGGUCUUUUCGAAAGAACCCCAAUCUUCCCUUGCAGAAAAGACUCGUCUGCCACACCGCAAAACCCACGCCAUUGUGUACGCGACCGCCCACAAUGCUCGGCUGGGCAAUCAAGAGGAGCUUCCAAGGCGCGACAGGCACAGCCGAUGCGCCGCCAGCCGAAGAUACUACCCAACUAGAGGGACCUGAUACCCCGGCGCCAGUGUUUGCCGCGCGCGCAAUAAAAAACGCCAUCUUCGGUGCCUCUGCCGAUGAGCCUGCGGAUCGCGAGACGAUGGCGUCUACAGCAGCGCAGAAAACAAGCACUAAACCAGCAUCCAAUGCCGAGCCGAAGAACGAAGACACAGCCGCCUCCGAGUUCAGAUCCCCAACCAAGCUCAAUAGUAUUUUGUUAACACCGGGAACCGGCACGGCGAGGCGGAAACGCGUGUCCUUUGGAGGCGACGUCAAGGCGUCAACAAGCGCGGAACCGAGUCCCUUCGAGAUCAAGGCUGGAAGGCGUAGGAACACAGCCUUGCAACAGGCACUGGAGAACUCGCGAAAGAACAAGAAGCUAGCAGAACAGCCGCCCCCCGAGACCGUGGCCGAUCCAAGCGAAGAGCUCGGAGCAGAUUGGGAGGAAGAGGACUUUUGCAACCAUGACGUGACUGUGGACCUUAACGAGCCACACUCAGGUUCUGGGAAGUACUGGAAAUCGGAAUUCGAUCGCUACCAUGAGGAUGCCAAAGCCGAGAUGACUGCGCUAGUCAAGUACAAGCACCUUGCGAAAUCAUACGCCAAGCAGAAGGACACAGAAUCGGUGCAGCUAGCGCGACAACUGCGAGAAGAGCAAGAGAAGGUCGCCGCGUUGGAAAAGCUGCUGGGAACCAUGAGCGACCCGUCUGCGGAUAAGUCAACACGAAGCGACAAAGAACGGGACCAGACUGCCCUUGUCAAAGAGCUCAGCAAACAGACUUCUCUGGUGAUGGAAUACCGAGACCGCAUUCGCGACCUGGAAUCCACUCUGAAGGAAAAGGCUGGAGAGACAGACAGCGGGCGCAGGGCAGCACAAACGUCGCCACGUGAUGAAAAGACUCUGCUCGAAGUGAAUCGGGAACUACGUCGAGUCAAAUCUGAGCUCAAGCAGAUGGACGGUCUUCGAGCGGAAAACGAGCGACUGAAGGCAGCCUUGAUUGCUGCCAAGGAUCAAGCCACGAGGAACUCAGAAGCGGCCUCCUCGGAUGGUGCAUCCGACAGAGCCCAGGCCCGGGAGCUUGGAACACAGGUGCGCGAGCUGAAAGAAGAGCUGCGCAAGGAAAGGAGCGAGCUGCGCAAAGUGAAGAGAGAGUUUGAGACAUUGAAGAAGGACGCAAAGAUGCGGACCGUAGAGGCGAUGCAGGUGCUUCAGGAAAAGAACGACAAGAUCGCACAACUUGAAAACGAAAUUCGUGCGGCUAAGAAGGAGCGGGAAUCUGGACGACAGCAACGAGACCUCGACAGAGCACUUGCUGAACACCAAAGGAUUACCCGCGAUCUAGAAUCCGACAUGACCGCGAGAAGGAGGGUAACCAGAGAGAAGGAGACUGCGGCCACUCGGAGGCCACACCGAUCGCUUUCAGCUGAGGACUUCACGCUCGACUUCACCUCGCAAGUCGGCAAUCUGCACAAUAUACGAAGUCAGGUCAAGCAUGAUGAGCAGGAACACCGGACAGUCAAGGAGGAUCUGGCCACACACCGACCAACCACGAAUGCACGGGGCCUUGGCGAAAAGGAGGUAUUUGAGGCCGACGAUUGGACAACAAGUCGUCCUGCGCAAACGCGACACGAUGGCAGGAUUCGAGCAGUGAGGUCAGCUCAGGUCCUGGCAGACCUGCCUAACGAUGCCGGGUCCAAAGGGAGAACCUCGAUCGCGCAUGAUGCAAUCUCCGACAAGUACGGCCAGAGCAGUCACUACAGGCCACCGGCUGCGGCAGACGACAAUGUCUUUCACCGUAGGGGCACGUACGAGUCGUUGAGAGCACCAAAACCCGACGAAUCAAGCACGCGCAGACAUCUAGCGGCCUGCGAUGAUGAGCAGGGCAUCGAUCUGCUGCAGAACCGCUUCGCAUCCUUGGGGAACGGUAUAUCUGGAGAAAAGCCUCCUAUUGGCAAUACAUCGCGGUGCUCCUUGCCACCAGACCGGCUUGCUGCAGCUCGUGCCCGGCUUGAACAAAAGAAAUUGGACAGAAUGCGACCAGCAGCGCAUCGCCUGCAGGAGGUGGGAAAGGAGAACUACGAGCCAUGAGAGAGUCUUAUGGUUAGGACGCGUGGUCAGCGGGAAAGGUGUCAGGAGAGCUGGUCGAAAAUUGAAUAUACCCAGGCCAUAUGAGACUGGCUACUGAUUUUGAGAUUGAAGAAUGGCAUGGGCAUCUGACU
Messenger RNA from Microdochium trichocladiopsis, 2440 nucleotides. Its product is annotated as spindle pole body formation-associated protein-domain-containing protein. The record is from RefSeq and is a predicted model, not a curated record. NCBI's taxonomy places the organism in Eukaryota, Fungi, Ascomycota, Sordariomycetes, Xylariales, Microdochiaceae. Bases 141 to 2309 code for a protein of 722 amino acids. The transcript is spliced from 2 exons.